AUGUCCGCCUCCAAUCCGGAGCAAUUCUUAGUAAAAGAGAAACAACAGAAAGAGAAGGAGAAGCGAGUGCAAGACUUGCUGAAAUCGUAUUACCACGAACAGCAACAACAGCAACAGCAAGAGGAGGAGGAACAAGAACAAGAACAGAAACAAUCUUUCUCGAAGAAGACGAGGGAGAUUAAGGAACAAAACGAGCAAACGAACGAUGGAAUGAAAAGUUGGACUAAAGAGGAGGAAAAGGCCCACGCGGGAGCGACAUCGACUACGUCUCAACUACAUAGCGAUGAGAACAAGAAGAAGAAGAACAACAACAGUAGCAUUCAAAACAAAAAUCUCAUAGAAAUGCUAAAAACGAAAACGAUCGGAGAGUUACAGAACGAAUACGUGAACGUUUCCCGAGAGAUCAAACGUCUCGAAUCGCACGGGACGCACUCGGUGUACGAAAACUAUUCAAAGUUUAUCAACGCGGCGGACUUUAUCGAAAACGCGCGACCGGAAAUUGAGCAGUUGACGAAGAAGGAGAGCGUGAAGGUGGAGAAGGCGACGAAGGAAGCGGCGGAGGCAGCGAGGAAAUUGAACGAAACGUUAGACGCGAAACGUUUUGAAAGCAAAAGAGCGAGGGAGGUGCAAAACGUAUUGUUUAAUAUCCAAGAAGCUUUGAAGGCGCCAGCGACGAUUCGAAACGUUUUAUUUGGGUCUGUUUCUUCUUCUUCGGAAAGCGCUCGCGUGGAGAAGGCGGUGAGAAUCAUAGCGAAGACGAAACCGAUGCUCGAGAAGUUUUCUUCUUCUCCUUCUUCGGGCGUUAGCGGUGAACAACAACACAAGAGCGGGAAACUUUUCUUGGAAGCGAAGAAUGAAACGAUGAAAAUCUCGGAUGCGAUUGCAAGUUUGUUGAAGAAACGAGUUCGUUCGAGCUAUCAUGCGACGGCUUCGCAAACGGUUGGCGUCGGCGAGGGAGGUAAAGAUGAUUCCAACGCGCUCGAAAAUCUCGUGAACAAGCUUUCCUCGCACUCGUGCGCGGAGUGCUUAAAGUUGUUAGGCGUGCCUCGAGACGAAGUUCACGAAGAAUUCUUAUACGCAGAGAAGGAUAAAUUGGAGAAAAUUUUAACGGAUUUAGAAUCCGACAUCAGGAAGAGUAGUAGCAUUCGUAGCGAUUCAGGUGGAGCCGCCGAAACGUCCACGACGGUGGACUCGUUAUUCAAACCAAAGCUCGGGAAAGUAAACGAGCUAUUUUUGAACGAGUUCCAAAAGUGCGCGGCAUCGUAUUUGGAAGUUUUCCCCGAGGAUAGUCGUCAGCCUUUAGUUGACUUUGCUAAAGUUGUUUUCCGCAGAUAUUUUGAGCUUUUGAAAGUUAUUUUUAUCGACGGGGAAAGCGCGACCAAAGAGGAGGGGAAUAUGGGAAAUUUGUCCUCGGUGCGACACAUGUGCGCGGCGUUGGGUAACAUGGCUGCCGAUUUGGCAUCUGCGCAUAAGCUACUCCCAGAGUGUGCUCUCGGCGAUCGAGUGACAGAAAUUGUAGAAAAAAGUAUUCGAAAACGCAUCGAAGACGCGCAUUUACGACGAGAGUCCAUCUUAUCGGAGAAAAUUUCGCAAAUCGAACAGUUGUUGUCGUCCUCGGGGAGCAAUACAGCUGCGGCGUCGCCAACCAUCGUCGCCGAUGCCGUCGAGGAUUUCUUGAGCACGCACGAAACUACAGCUAACAUCAUUAUCGCGGAUAUUAAGGCGUUUUCGGAAGAGCGUCCUCUUUUGUUACAAAGUUGGAGAGACGAGUUUGGUAGAUUUUCACGCGCCUUGUUCGCGACGAGUCACCACGCUCUGUGCGCGCGACUGGUUGGAUUUGGUAGUUGUCGUGCCAAUUCUUCUUGCAUUCCGUAUUUAUCCCUGUCGCAAGGAUUACCAAAUAGUCCAUACUUGCAACGCAACAACAAGACUAACGGAGGUUCCUCGACGGCGGCCUCUUCGCUCAUCGCAUCUGUCUUGCUCUUCAAAAUUGGCGACGAAAGCUACACACUUGAAAACGGACUCGCAAAAAUUUUUCCUUCUCAUGUGGUGAGCGAAAAAGGGAAGAGGAGUGCGGCAUACGACGAAAGAUUACUUCGCACAAUUGCAAUGGCUUGUUUUCGAGAUUGUUUUCGAGAGUUUUUGAUGCUUUCGACGUCAAAGUUAGAUGCGUUGUUGAUCCAGUACGAAAACGCUUCUAUAACGGACUUAUUCGUGGACGCGUUGGAAAAAAUCAAGCACGACGUGAAAAACAUUGAAGCGUCGCCAACGCUCGUGCAGAUGUUGAACUCCUCGACGUCAGAACCGUUAACUAACGAUGUGGGUGUUGUGCUAGAUGAAAACGCGUUCGAUAUCUUCGAGUGCAAAAAUAAGUUUUCAACCGCGCGAAUCGUUCGGAGGUGCGUGGAAAGCUCGCUCUCCAACUUUCAAGACUAUAUCUUUACGAAUGUUCCUACCUUUACUAAGGAAACAUUGAAGCAUUUCGAAGAGCAAUGCGAUGCUAUUGAGCAAGAGUUGAAUAGAGAGUUCCACGAAAAUACGGAGACGCACGAGACGUGUUUUGCUUCGCUGAAGACUCUGGCUCGCAAACGCGACGUCGACGGAGCGGCGCACGCCUCGUCUGUAGAAGCUUCGAAGUUACUGAAAGAUAUUCAAAAGAUCUAA
Messenger RNA from Bathycoccus prasinos, 2664 nucleotides. RefSeq lists its product with no specific name. Bases 1 to 2664 code for a protein of 887 amino acids. Lineage: Eukaryota; Viridiplantae; Chlorophyta; Mamiellophyceae; Mamiellales; Bathycoccaceae. The record is from RefSeq and is a predicted model, not a curated record. Gene Ontology annotation, biological process: lysosomal transport; endocytic recycling; Golgi organization. The transcript has a single exon. Gene Ontology annotation, cellular component: EARP complex; membrane; GARP complex.